AUGAGGAGGUUGGAGAUGCUAAGAGUUGAUGUGAUCUGCUUUAUGGAAACUAGGGUUAAAAAUGCUAAUUUUUCUAUGAUUAUUGCUCUUUUGGCUGUUGAAUGGAAUUGUGCUACUAACUAUGAUUUUUCUAAUGGGGGUAGACUCUGGGUGCUAUGGAAAAAAGACUUACCCUUCACUGUUUUAAAGAGUUCUGAUCAAGCUCUAUCAAUUGUAGGGGAUGUGGCUAGUCAUAGUUUGGUUAUUACUACUGUCUAUGGCAGUAAUAGUGGUCUUGAUAGAAGGGAUCUAUGGGAACAUCUGAAGACUUUAAAAGCUGACAUUGGUCAUUCUUCUUGGAUAAUUGGGGGGGGGGACUUCAAUAUCAUUUCCAAUGCCCAGGAGAGUUCUGACUUUGGCAAUUUGGGAUUGCACAGUACCCCUGAUAUGGAGGAUUUUAAGAGCUGCUUGGUGGAUUUAGAGUUGCUAGACCACCAUUUUUCUGGUCCACUAUACACUUGGUCUAAUAAACAGGAUGACUUAUUUUUGGCUCAUAAGCUAGAUAAAAUUUUAAUUAAUUCUCAAUGGUUGCUGGAAUUUCCUGAUUCUGCUGUGGAAUUUCAAGCACAGGGGGUCUCUGAUCAUUGCCCUGUGAUCAUUUGGACUCAGAAAAGUGCUCAAGUUCAUAGGCCUAAGCCUUUUAAGUUUUUCAAUUGUUGGACUGCUCAUGAGGGAUUUCUAAGAGUUGUAAAUGAUUCAUGGCAAGAACAGAGCGUUGGCAAUGCUAUGCAGGUUCUGUUCAACAAAAUGAAAAUGCUUAAGCCUUUGUUGAGGGAGAGACUUUCGGAGGAGAAGAGAAUCCAGGCAGAUUUAAUUGUUUUAGAAGCUGCUGAAUCUGAUUUCUACAAGCAAAAGGCUAAAGCUCAUUGGCUUCAAGAAGGUGACCUGAACACCAGAUUUUUUCACCAGCGAGUUGAAGCAAAUAAGAAGAUGAAUACUAUCAGAAUUAUCAAAGAUGAGUAUGGGGUAUUUUAUGAAUCAUUUGAUGAUAUGGCUUCUGAACUUGUUAAGUUCUAUAAGAACCUUAUUGGCACUGCUGAUCCAUUAGUCAAGGGUUGCCCUGUUGAGAGUUUAAAACUUUUGCUGAAAUUUUCCUUACCUGAUGGAGCUGCUGAUUCCCUUGUUGGUAGAGUUACUGAUAAAGAGAUUAAGGAAGCUCUCUUUAGGCAAGUAUCUUGGGAGAUUGUCAGCAAGGACUUUCUUGAAGCUAUAAGAUGGAUUAAAGCAUGUGUUACUACCCCUAGGUACUCUAUUGCUCUAAAUGGUACCUUGGUUGGGUACUUUGAGGGUGCUAGGGGGUCAGGGGUUGUUAGCAUUUUAGAGAAAUUUUAUGAACUUUCUGGCAUUAGACUGAAUGCUAUGAAAUCUGAACUUUUUGCUUGUGGACUGCCUAUGAAUAUUUUGGAGCAGAUUCAGUAUGCUACUAAUUUUAAAAUUGGCCAGCUUCCAGUUAGAUAUUUGGGAGUGCCUUUGGUCACUCGUAAGCUUUCUAGUAACGAUUGCUCAGCUCUUCUUGUUAGAAUCAAAAACAGGAUUGAUCAAUGGGCUAGUAGGAAGCUCAGUUUUGGGGGUAGACUACAGCUUGUAAAAUCAGUUCUGUUCAACAUUUUUGGUUACUGUAGUAGGCAAAUUGUUCUGCCCAAGGGUGUUAUUAGUGAUAUUGAAAAACUAUGCAUGCGGUUUUUCUGGAAGGGAUGUGAUAUCCCAGCUCGUGGUGCUCGAGUGAGCUGGAACCAGAUUUGUGCCUUAAAAUCUGAGGGUGAAUUGAGUUUAAGGAAGAUAUCAGAUUGGAGUAAAGCUUGUUGUCUUAUGCUGGUCAAAAACAUUUUAGCAGAUGAGGGUUCUCUGUGGAUAUCCUGGAUAAAAGUUUACUGUUUUAAAUCUGUGGACUAUUGGAAUGUUAAUUCAAAACCUCAUUUCAGCUGGAUUUUGAAGUUGAGGGAUAAGGCUAGGAGUCUGUUCAACCCAGUUGCUAUCUGGCCACAGAUCAAAGGCAGUUGGAUUUGGAAUAACAUUCGUGCUAGAAUAGACAAAGUUGGUGGCAUAAGCUCAUAUGGAAACGAUAAUGUUUGUGGAUUGUGUUAUGGUAACUUGAAAUCUCGUAACCAUCUGUUUUUCGAAUGCUCGUUCGCAAGUGAGAUUUGGAAUGCUAUUUUGCGAGAAUGUGACCUUCAGCCUCAGGCACUUAAUAGCUGGGAUGAGGCCCUGUGCUGGUUGACUUCGACUAUGAAGGGUAAGUCCCUUCUUGUUCACAUCCUUAAGCUGGCGUGA
Hibiscus syriacus is the source of this 2310-nucleotide messenger RNA. RefSeq lists its product as uncharacterized. NCBI's taxonomy places the organism in Eukaryota, Viridiplantae, Streptophyta, Magnoliopsida, Malvales, Malvaceae. The transcript is spliced from 6 exons. The record is from RefSeq and is a predicted model, not a curated record. Bases 1 to 2310 code for a protein of 769 amino acids. Gene Ontology annotation, molecular function: catalytic activity.